AUGUCACCGGUAAACAGUCGAAUCGCGCAAUUAACAGUGGCUCAGGGACUCAGAGAGGAUCUCCGAACCAAUCCACCGUGCCAUCCACGAGCAUGUGCUAUUCAGAACUGCCUGCAGAGGACCGGGUACCAAGAAGAGAAAUGCAGAAAGGAGGUCGACGCUCUAUAUGAGUGUUGCAACGCCUUCUAUCAAGAAAGGGGAGAAAAUGCAACCACCGUGAGCUGCCCCAAAGCCUCUCUUCUAAGGUGA
Molecule: messenger RNA, 249 nt
Organism: Westerdykella ornata
Lineage: Eukaryota; Fungi; Ascomycota; Dothideomycetes; Pleosporales; Sporormiaceae
Product: DUF1903-domain-containing protein
Exons: 3
Coding region: 1-249 (82 amino acids)
Cellular component (GO): mitochondrial intermembrane space
Source: RefSeq, a predicted model, not a curated record